Hevea brasiliensis (rubber tree) is the source of this 1229-nucleotide messenger RNA. RefSeq names its product RING-H2 finger protein ATL67. The transcript has a single exon. NCBI's taxonomy places the organism in Eukaryota, Viridiplantae, Streptophyta, Magnoliopsida, Malpighiales, Euphorbiaceae. Gene Ontology annotation, biological process: protein ubiquitination. The record is from RefSeq and is a predicted model, not a curated record. Bases 403 to 981 code for a protein of 192 amino acids. Gene Ontology annotation, molecular function: transferase activity.
GAGUUGAUAGUGGGCACACGAUGGAAGCAUCAACUGUCACGUAGUGAUGGUAAUGCGCAUUCAGCGCAUAUAUAACAAGACCCUUCAAUCACCAGUUCAUAGAAAUCUUUAGAAAAUAUUUCUAAAUAUCGUUCACGCGUGGAAUUGGCAAGCUUUUUUAUUGUCUGCCGAUGAUGUUGAUGUGGUUGGUGUCCUGCAAACUCCGAGCAAGAGGCCCAUCCAUUCCAUCCUCCGCGAACCCAAGCCCAGGAUUCUCUACCUUUCAACUAUUAAAUGCUUUGCUCUGCUUCCAAACUUUGUAUUAAAUGCAGCAGCUGGAAAAAUCCACCCACCAAAAAAAUCUCCCCUAAUCCUUUCCCUUUCUCCUUCAGAUGGAUUCCUUCAAUACCUCUUUAACCCCAAAUGUCCACCGCCACCACCGCUACUCCUCCCUCCACUUACCUCACCAAUCUCGGUCUUGGCUACUCAAUAGCCAUAGCCCUUGGUUUCCUCGUCCUCUUAUCCACUAUCCUCCUCGCCUUCUACGUCUGCUGUCGCAACUCUCGCAACCGCUCCCGCAAUAUAAACAAUAACGACAACGACAACCCAAAUUUUCCCUCCGAUGGCAUAAUUCUCCCUCGCAUUAUCUUCGUGGCAGAAGAAGAGGAUGACCUGGAACGUGACCAAGAAAGUGCAGCGGUUGGCCUCGACCAGGCGGUAAUAAAUUCAUAUCCUAAAUUUCAGUUCACCAAAGAUGGGAGUUUGGAUGGGAAUAGUACUACUUGUUCGAUCUGUUUGUGCGAGUACAAGGAUUUGGAGAUGUUAAGAAUGAUGCCGGAGUGCCGGCAUUAUUUUCACUUAUGUUGUAUCGAUGCUUGGUUGAAGCUGAAUGGGUCGUGUCCUGUUUGUCGGAAUUCGCCGCUUCCAACUCCGCUUUCUACACCCUUAUCGGAGGUCGUGCCGUUGUCCCAGUACGCGGAGGAUCGAAGGAGGAGGAGGUGAUUUGAGUUUGUUUGAUUGUUUGUGAACUGGUGGUGAGUGAUUCGGGGAUCUUGAUUGGUGUGUUUUGGGAUUAGGAUUGUAAAUUGUUUUUUCUUUUUUUGGUUUCUGAGUAGGCAUAGCUAGUGGGAUUUUGGAUUUUCAUUUUUGUUACAGAUGAUUUGUGAUUUUGGUUUGCCAUGGCAGAGAAUGGAAAAACAGAAUACUUGCUGAUCUUUGUAGUGUAAGAAUUGGGUUUUACUGUUUCAUUA